UCUGUGUCAUUUUGCUGCUCCUAUGUGCUUGGAUACAGAUUCAGCGAUGAUGAAGACAAAAUCUAUCAGCUGGAAUUCUCUGUGUGUAAAAUCAUCGGGCUAGUAGAACCUGCCCCAAACCACCACUGGGCCAUUAAAGUGGUUUUGCCGAGGAGAGAGAAGCUCAUCAGUAGACACAAUGGCGGCCCCAAAGAAAGUCCUCUAUGCAGCGCCCCCGGAUGGAGGCUGGGGUUGGAUGAUUGUCGCCGGCUGUUUCCUCGUUACCAUCUGCACUAGGGCAGUCACCAGGUGUAUCUCCAUUUUUUUUGUGGAGUUCCAGACGCACUUCGCUCAGGAUUAUGCCCAAACUGCUUGGAUCCAUUCCAUUGUAGACUGUGCCACAAUGCUAUGUGCUCCACUUGGCAGUAUUGUCAGUAAUCAUUUAUCCUGCCAAGUGGGUAUCAUACUAGGAGGCUUACUUGCUUCUUCUGGACUCAUCCUAAGUUCGUUUGCCACCAGCCUGAAGCACCUCUACCUCACUCUUGGAGUCCUUACAGGGCUUGGCUUUGCCCUCUGCUAUUCCCCUGCCAUAGCGAUGGUGGGCAAAUAUUUCCACAAAAGGAAAGCCUUGGCUUACGGCAUAGCGCUGUCGGGGAGCGGGAUCGGAACCUUCGUCCUGGCCCCCGUCGUUCAGGUCCUGAUCGAACAGUUUUCUUGGCGUGGGGCGUUACUCAUCCUCGGUGGCUUUGUGCUGAACCUCUGUGUCUGCGGCGCUCUGAUGAGACCGAUUGCGCUCAGAGAUGAUCGCCAAAAUCCUGCCAAACAGGACCCCGUCUCCAAAGCCCACAAGCCCCACUUGCAGCACUUUUCUCUCUGCUCGCCUUUGGCCCAAGACUGGACUGGGACCAAUCGCUGCUGCCCGUCCCAGAGGGAGUACGGCUUUUUACUGAUGCCGGACUUCCUCGUGUUGGCCGUGUCCGUCCUGUUCAUGGCAUACGGCUGCAGCCCUCUCUUUGUGUACCUUGUGCCUUACGCGUUGAGCGUCGGAGUGACUCACCAGCAAGCGGCCUUCCUCAUGGGCAUCCUCGGGGUCAUCGAUAUCAUCGGAAAUAUCACCUUUGGGUGGGUAGCGGACCGAAGGUGUCUGAAGAGCUACCGACAUAUUUGUUACCUCUUUGCGGUGGGACUAGAUGGUCUCUGUUAUCUCUUUCUUCCGCUACUCCAGAGCUUCCCCCUCCUCGUGCCUUUCUCUUGCACCUUUGGGUAUUUUGACGGUGCCUACGUGACGCUGAUCCCGGUCGUCACCGCCGACGUGGUGGGCACCAGAUGCUUGUCGUCGGCCCUUGGCGUGGUGUAUUUCCUCCACGCGGUUCCCUACUUGGUGAGCCCCCCCAUUGCAGGGUGGCUGGUGGAUACGACUGGCAGCUACACGGCCGCCUUCCUCCUCUGCGGAUUUUCCAUGAUCUUCAGUUCAGUGUUACUCGGCUUUGCUCGACUCAUCAAGAGGAAGAAAAAAAGUCCUGCCCCAGAGCCCCACCCCAAACUGCGCCUCUGGAGUAAUGGAACCAUAGCUUAUUCUGUGGCAGGAGAAUUAGACCAGAAGGAAGGCGAGGUCGUGGCCCAAAAGGGGACCACUCAGGCCAACACAUGACGAAGACAGUAGCCCUCCCCGCCCUCCCUCCCCGCCCGCCAGCCUCCAAGCCUUCAGGAGUGUGAGAGCCAGGAUCGCCGCUCCGUCUGGGGAAGCUUUAUUUCGACCACCACCGAAGGAGCGAUGUCUUCUGUUACUUUUUAAAUAAAGAACAAGCAAACUGGUAUAUAAAGAACACAAAUCAUAAAAUAAAACUGGAUCCAUCAGCUAUCUUUCCUUCAUUCGAGCCGUACGCCGGCUCAUUUCUGAUUUGAUUCUUAGGCCAGCCGUGUGCAAAUGUGAAGAAGCUGCUACUAUAAUUGAAUGUAAUUAGAGGUAAUGAUUGGACAUUUAACAAGCAGGCCCCGCGGCAAAUGUACCGAAGGGCUUCUUACGGCGCCGAAGGCAGGUCGAGAGUUUUGAGAGACGACUGUUCCGAUCCCAUAAAAUGUAGUGGUGAAUAGAGAAAGAAGGGGACUUAACCCUUCCUCCUUCUGCCCCCACACUACCCCCUUCCCACCCCUGAACUGAACAACCAUUUGAGAAUGUCUUUACUGUAACUCCUAGAAGCCCGGUCCUAGACGCCUGGAGUUAAAAACACUUCACGAGAGACCCAACUCAAAUCGUGCUACCUACCAAACAACAAAAACAGGUGACCCAACAAACAAGCUGCAAGCAAAUGGUCAGAGUAAAAGAGGUCAUCGGGAAGGAAAAGUCUUCCUUUAAAAAAAAAAAAAAAGGAACCCUCCCCUCCCGCCUCCCCCGACACACUUCUGGAAAGAAAAGCCUUUAAAGCAUGGCCGAUCUGGAGCAAAAAGGAAAUUAGAAGGGCCGAAAAGGAGUUGGAAGAGAAUCUCGCAUGGGAUGUCAAAGCUAAUAGCCAAAGAUACUUCAAAAACACCACAAGCAGGAAGCCAGCUGUGGAACUAGUGGGACCCCUCGAGACUGGUGUGGAAGUUGCAUUCUGGGCUGAAAAUGAAAUAUCCAUAACCUCUCAUCGUCAUCAUGGUCAUCAUCGUCACUGGUAUUUAUUAAGAGGCUGCUGGGUGCAGAGCACUGUAUUGGGCUUUUGGAAGCAGAUAACGCAAGAAGAAAAUAUGGCCCCCGACUUUGUCAAGUUUCCAAUCUAAUGUAGGAGAUUGUCAGACACAAACAGUACACAUAUAAUGGAAAUGAGGGAAAACAUAAAUACCACUGGAAAAACCAAAAGUAAAAACUUGGAGGGGAAACUGAAACUCCUAGCAAGGGUAUAUAACCUAUCUUUACAAAUGGUCACGGCACCUGGACUCGCUGCCGGUCUCACUGCUUCGAGGUAUUCAUCUAAAGCUGAGAUACCUUGAACCCUGAAGCAGCAGAUCUCUGGGGCGGGGGGUGGGGUGGGGGUGGCACACAUUCUGGAUGGACCAGAAAAUCUGGAAGUCAUCCAGAGCAGGAAAAAGCUGGUUUGGUUGGGAAUGGAGUGGGGAGGCCAUCACCAGCUCAGCUGUGCUCCCAACUUCAUUCUGGAGCUGGCUUCAGAGGGGGUUCCAGAAGGUUCUUCACCUCUGUUGGGCCCUGCCACUGACCUUCUAGCUCUUUGGGGAAGCCAGAUAACCUGGCUGAUGGAUGAACCUGGAAGAGGGGGGAACAGAAGAAAAAUUUGGAGUACAGCUCGGGGGGAGCAGGGCCUAAGCAUUUCAGAGUACCUAAAGCUGAGAAGACAAUUUA
Ornithorhynchus anatinus (platypus) is the source of this 3316-nucleotide messenger RNA. RefSeq names its product solute carrier family 16 member 12 (gene SLC16A12). NCBI's taxonomy places the organism in Eukaryota, Metazoa, Chordata, Mammalia, Monotremata, Ornithorhynchidae. The transcript is spliced from 7 exons. The record is from RefSeq and is a predicted model, not a curated record. The coding region runs from base 179 to 1630 and encodes 483 amino acids. Gene Ontology annotation, molecular function: monocarboxylic acid transmembrane transporter activity. Gene Ontology annotation, biological process: transmembrane transport; monocarboxylic acid transport.